GAAAUCCAGCACUCCAAGGAGCAGCCUGCACCAACCACUCGAUUAGUGACUGUCAUGCUGCUAGAAGCAGAACUUGAUUGCAACCGAGAAGGGCCUGGUGCCCCCGGAGCUGCUGCCCUCUGUACCUUCAGCAGGGCUCGAGAGAUCCCGAUGUGUGCCGGCUGUGAUCAGCACAUAUUAGACCGCUUCAUCCUUAAGGCUCUGGACCGACAUUGGCACAGCAAGUGUCUCAAGUGCAGUGACUGCCACAUACCUCUGGCUGAACGCUGCUUCAGCCGCGGGGAGAGCGUCUAUUGCAAAGAUGACUUCUUCAAGCGCUUCGGGACCAAAUGCGCCGCAUGCCAGCUGGGCAUCCCGCCCACGCAGGUGGUGCGCCGCGCCCAGGACUUCGUAUACCACCUGCAUUGCUUUGCCUGCGUGGUUUGCAAGCGGCAGCUGGCCACAGGGGACGAGUUCUACCUCAUGGAAGACAGCCGGCUGGUGUGCAAGGCGGACUACGAAACAGCCAAGCAGCGAGAAGCCGAAGCCACAGCCAAGCGACCGCGCACAACCAUCACCGCCAAGCAGCUGGAGACACUGAAGAGCGCCUACAACACUUCGCCCAAGCCGGCGCGCCAUGUGCGGGAGCAGCUCUCUUCCGAAACCGGCCUGGACAUGCGCGUGGUGCAGGUGUGGUUCCAGAACCGCCGAGCCAAGGAAAAGAGACUGAAGAAAGACGCGGGCCGGCAGCGCUGGGGACAGUAUUUCCGCAAUAUGAAGCGCUCUCGCGGAAGCUCAAAAUCCGACAAGGACAGCAUCCAGGAGGGACAGGACAGCGACGCCGAGGUCUCCUUCACUGACGAGCCAUCCAUGGCUGACAUGGGGCCUGCCAACGGCCUGUACAGCAGCCUCGGAGAACCCACCCCAGCCUUGGGCCGGUCUGUAGGAGGAGGCCUCGGUAGCUUUGCUUUGGAGCACGGAGGCUUGGCUGGUCCAGAACAGUACCGAGAGCUACGCCCAGGAAGUCCCUACGGCAUCCCUCCUUCUCCUGCAGCCCCCCAGAGCCUUCCUGGCCCCCAGCCUCUCCUCUCCAGCCUGGUAUACCCAGACACCAACUUGGGCCUUGUCCCCUCAGGGCCCCCAGGUGGGCCCCCACCCAUGAGGGUGCUGGCUGGAAAUGGACCCAGCUCCGAUCUGUCCACAGAGAGCAGUGGUGGUUACCCUGACUUCCCUGCUAGCCCUGCCUCCUGGCUGGAUGAGGUAGACCACGCUCAGUUCUGA
Cricetulus griseus (Chinese hamster) is the source of this 1260-nucleotide messenger RNA. The record is from RefSeq and is a predicted model, not a curated record. NCBI's taxonomy places the organism in Eukaryota, Metazoa, Chordata, Mammalia, Rodentia, Cricetidae.